Messenger RNA from Spodoptera littoralis (African cotton leafworm), 3824 nucleotides. The record is from the annotation of a GenBank genome assembly. NCBI's taxonomy places the organism in Eukaryota, Metazoa, Arthropoda, Insecta, Lepidoptera, Noctuidae.
CAUAGAUUGCGUGUUUUUAUUUAAAGCGCGCGAAGUGUUCAAUGUAUUACAAUCGUCUAUCUUUUGCAUUAAAGUCUCCUCAUCACAAUCGAUGCUACAGCUCGAGAAUCGUAGACUACGAUUGGCUAAUAAGAAAAUAGCACAGAUAAUCUAUUAGACGAAAUACAACGUGCUUCAUACCGUAGCAGAAUACUACGUUGUGAUUGGUCAACGGUUAGCGACAAACAUAUAAAGAUAACGCGCCGUAUACAUAGUUAGAUGGGAGUACUAUUUCGUCGUACAAAUAAAUGACACGCAAUAGUGAAGAACCAAUAAAAAACGAGGCGCAAAUACGUGUUUUUUUAUAAAUUAAGUGGUCAAACACAAAAACAUUUCCUCGUACAUCAUUUGUAACGGUUUGCAAAACAGUCGUGUGUCGUAGCAGUGUGUGAUAACGUGAAAAUCGAAUGUUUUGAUGUCGCGAGGCAUGACCACGGCAUGACUUCCAUGCCCUGCGUACCUACGGAAGGGCGUGCGGUGCGAAUUACGUUUACUAUGAAUGAUUUUAUCUCUUUCUAAACUCGAGUGUCUGUGAAUGACCGAGUGUAACAGCGAGCGUACCAAAUUAUGGAUUGAAAUAGUGUUUGUUGUUGAUGUAUUAUGAUUAUUUCGCAAAGAUAAGAUUUUUAACAUUAGUGUUAUCGUGUUAGUGAGGAAUCGCCGCAGUUUUGCCCACGGAAUAAAUUCUUAUGGUACUACGUCGGAUUCGUUACGCCGUUCGAUUUAUCAUAACGAGGUACUAUUUACGCACUAUAUGGUGAUUAUUUUAAGUAUUUUUAGUCGUGGCGCGUGUCCGCCGACGGUGUUUUACUAUUCGUCGUUUAUUAGGGUGACUUUCAUCAUUGGUGUAAACAACUUCAAGGUUAUCGGUUGGCAUGUGCCAGAGUCGUUAGGUGCGGGACUGGGAUGCAGGAGUGAUGUCGGCGGCGGGAGGCGGGGGCGCGGGCGCCGUGGUGCGCCAAGGGCAACUGCGGAAGCUGAAGACGAUGAAAAAGAAGUACUUCGUGCUGCGCGCGGAGACCCCGGAAUGUUCUGCCAGGCUGGAGUACUAUGAGUCGGAGAAGAAGUUCCGCGCGGGAGUGGCGCCGCGCAGAGUGCUGCCGCUCAAGAGCUGCUACAACAUCAUGCGGCGGCUGGACCUCAAGCAGAAGCAUGUGAUCGCACUGUUCACGCGAGAGGAGCAGUUCUGUGUCGUGGCGGACAAUGAGCAGGACCUGCAUGCCUGGCUGACUGCCAUCCUGAAGCAGCACCGCAGUGAUGACGCCAGUGACGAGCUGCUUCAUCCCAUACAGCAUGUGUGGCAAGUAAACGUCCAGAAGAAAGGCCUGGGUGCGACGAAGAACAUCCAGGGUCUGUACAACCUGUGCCUCACGGACAAGACCCUCACCCUGGUGAAGAUCAAGAGUCACAAUAACGUGAUCAGCGAUCUUGGUCUACUGGAGCGGGUUGAAUACUCCUUGAAGAAUAUUCGGAGAUGUGGCGAUUCCGAGCGUUUCUUCUACAUGGAGGUGGGGCGGCAGACGACGACCGGUGCGGGAGAGCUCUGGAUGCACACUGAUGACUCAAACAUCGCGCAGAGCAUGCACUCCACUAUAUACCAUGCAAUGCGUGACUGUGCGAAAGAGACAGAAAAUGAGCGCGACCACAUCGUGUUGCCGAAGGGGCCCGGCGACAACACGUUGCCGGCCCGACGCCAAUCAUAUUCCGACGGUAGGGGCCGGGCCGGUCUCACUAACGAGAAGGGCCUGUGCGUGGGCUCGUGCAUUAGGCAGUGCGUGUGCGCCAGCGCCACCUACUCCAUCGACGAGCCGCCCCUCGCCCCGCCGCCGCACAACGCCGACAGCCAGAAUAACACACUAACAGACAAAACUGACAACCCGGUUCGCCUCAUCAAACAUCAUCGGACAGAGUCCCUUCCAACUGGGUACCCUCUCUUCCAAGAACCUCUGAAGAUCUCCCACGGAAGAACAAGGUCUGAGCCUUUGACCGGGGAAGAAGUAGAUCGCGUGCUCGUUGAGAAAGGAGUGACGCACUCCUCGUGCAAGGCCAUCAAUGGAACGGACACACUGCCCAAGAAGACGCAGUGGUCGAGGCGGGCCUCGACGGGGACGCGGUUACAUAAACUGUCGCCGGCUCAUACUAAGAACGCGGAGACGUUACGGAACCGAUGUGUUAGUAUGCCGUCAAGGGCGUGUUCAUCGUUUGAAGUGGACAGACCUUCUUCGAGAUACCCAGAUACUGAUGGUUUGGAAGUGUCUCGUGACGAGGCAGACGCAGUGACGGACUGGUAUCGGACGCCGCGCAUUCCUGAGGAACCAGACUGUUGCGACAUAUCUAGAGACUUUAUGAGCUCGUCCCUAGUGGGUGCGGGAUCAGUAGCCCACUCGCGCACGUCGUCAGUGGGCGAGGCGGGCGCCGGGUACCUGCCCAUGGCGCCCGGGCACGACCCGCUCGCGGGGCUUAUCUCCGCCUCUAGCGGGUCCCUCUGUAGCGGGACCCCCUCCACAGACCCACGGUUUAGUGAGUACCAGCUAGAGCCCGCCACCUCCCACAUCGGAUUAGAGCGCCCCCCGCGAGCCUAUAGCGUGGGGUCUCGGCCGGCCGGGGCCCCCGCGCCAGAGGCCCGCCACCGCGCCUACAGCGUGGGGGCCCGGGCACGACCCCCGCGGCACCCAGUGCGACCCAACACUGAUGACCACAUGGAAAUUGACUUCUCCAAUAAUUCCCCUGCGAACAGGCUAUCAUCUCAAGUCAUAUCGCGCACCCCACCGACGGCGUGCUUCGUAGAGCCGCGACCGAAAACGAACGUGGACGAGUACGUGGACAUGUCGCCGCGCAACGCGGGUUACGUGGAGAUGCGGCCCGGCGAGCCCCGCGCGCGCACCCCGCCGGCCUCUACCCCUAUCCCCGUGGCCCCCGUGACCCCCGCCACGCCGGCCACGCCAGAUGGGUACGUGGAGAUGCACUACGGUCGUGCGGCCACGCGGCCAAUCGCCAUCGGUGCCCCCCGCCCCCCUCCCCCGCUGGCCGCGUCCCCGGACGAGCGCCGCCGCCGCGAGCCGCGCACGCCGCACGGCUCGCAGACACUGUUCGACAUGUCGCUGGACUCGCCCGCCUCGCCGCAAGAUGCAGACACUGACAUACUGGAGGAGGACCCGCCACACCACCCGCUCACUACCGUGCGGGAGAUAUCCGAGGACGGUCGCCGGAGCCCCGAGGUGGUGCCCGCAGCCCCGCGACGGAGCCCCGAGGUGUCGGUGUCACCGCAGUAUGUGACGCUGGCCCUGACGGCGGCGCCCCCUAAGACGCCGGAGCCCUGCGGAGAUGAGCUGUCCUGUAACCCCACCGCUAAUAAGACUAUCACUAGGGUACCUGACCCUAUCGAAACUAGAGGCAGCGAGGCGGGCGGCGCGGCGCGCGUGGUGGCGGGCGGCGGCGCGGCGGCGCGGUUCAGCGUGGAGGGCCGCCCGCUGAACUACGCGGCGCUGGACCUGGAGCCGCGCCGCGCGCUGGCCGCCGCCCAGCAGCGCGCCUACACGCAGAUCGACUUCAUUCGCAGCGAGAAGCUACACGUCGCCGACACGUAGGGGCCUACUGACAUUAUGUAGCGAUAGUGAAUUCGGUUGCCGUUAUUGAUAAGCUGUGAAUGUGUCAAAUUAAUGCGUCAGACUGAAUCUUUUGUCGCGGUUUUGAUUGGCUGGGACGAUAAGUCGCAUCUGUACCUUUUUAAAUAACCGACUUCAUAAAAAAAGGAGGUUUUCAGUUUUACUUGUGUGUGUUUUUAC